Molecule: messenger RNA, 843 nt
Organism: Doryrhamphus excisus (bluestripe pipefish)
Lineage: Eukaryota; Metazoa; Chordata; Actinopteri; Syngnathiformes; Syngnathidae
Source: RefSeq, a predicted model, not a curated record
CUAAGAGUCCAAAAUCCUUCAUGCCAGUGAACAAAUGAUGACAUUUGAAGACAGAUAAAAGGCAAGUCCUCCCUUCCAUCGAGCCUGCACAGUCAAGACAAGAUGGAGAGACUCUUCCUUGUAAUGGUGAUGCUUGCAUCGUGUGGUGCAGCACCCACAGAUCUUUCGGGCAAAAUGUUUGUCUUCCCCAAGGAGACCAAAACAGAUCAUGUCAAACUGUUGACAUCCAAGUCAUCGUUGGAUGCCGUGACGGUCUGUCUCAGGUUCUUCACAGACCUCACCAGGAGCUACGCGCUCUUCUCCUUGGCGACGCCCGCACACAGCAACGACUUUCUGCUCUUCAAGAUGAACACGGACGAUGUCAUCUCCAUGGAAGCUCGGGACAGCAGCACACGCUUCCUGUCCCUGUCCUUCCCCCCCAACUCCUGGCACUCCAUGUGCGCCACCUGGAAUUCCCAGAACGGUGUGGCGCAGUUGUGGGUGGACGGCAAGCAGACCGUGAAGAGGUUCAUCCACUCGGGGCAGCCCAUCAGCGGUGAAUUCUUCCCCAUCCUGGGCCAAGAGCAGGACGCCUACGGUGGAGGCUUCGACGCCACUCAGUCGUUCAUCGGGAUGAUCUCCCGGCUUCACGUGUGGGACUACGUGCUCUCUGCCGCUGAGAUCCGACGCUACGUGGAGGACGCCAACUUCAGCCCGGGCAACGUCUUCAACUGGAGAGCUCUGGACUAUGAAAUCGUUGGCAGUGUUUUGGUGGAAGAAGAGAUCCUGUAGCAGCGUGAAGGGAUGGCGGCAGUGUAUGGAGUGGGCCGCAGCAGCUUGAGAAAAAUAAAGAUCAACAGACCA